UGAGUAGCCGGCGCCCGCUCUUGCAAGAGAGCUGACAGCGAGGUAAAGGCUUUCUCUCCCAAGGAAACAUUCGAAAUCACUCCUGAUGGAUAAAAAUUUUAAAGUCUGACCUUACAAAGAAAUUGGCAAAAGUAUGGAGCAACGGAAGCUCGAAGACUCUACUGGAGCGUAAAUUGGUACAGCCAUAUUUCGAACAGGGAUUGGCAUUACUCGGCAUAGUUGAAAAUACACACGCAUCAUGACCCAGCAGUUUCACGCCGAGGGUGGCCUCGCCCGGAAGGCAGAAGAGCUCCGCCCCGCCCCUUGUUUCCCUUAAGCCGAAUACCCAGCAAAUCACAGGAAGUGACGCAACGCCCACUCUUCCCAUGGCCGGCGCUCCACGGCGGGUAGCCGGCCGAAGCCGAGGGCGGAACUGGCGGAAGUGACGUUAACAACGCGCGCCAGGAGUUCUGUAGGGUCGGGAAGGGUCGCCGUAGCGGGCGCCUUGGCCGUUUGCGGCUAAGCUUCGUGUUCGCCGACCGGUAGUUGUCUCUGCAGUGACUCCAGAUGCUGUUCUUGAGGUGUUAAUCGGUCCUGUUUGAAUCGGUCAGUUCCCACAGCAGCCCUGAGCACGGUAGGAGUCCAUCUGAACUAAACAAUAAGAGGUAGUUCAUCAGUCACUCGGUUCUUUUGACUAAAAGAAAUUUCAAACGUGUAGCCAGUAAAGAGAUGAUUUGAGGAAAGCCAGAUACAGGCAUAGUUUGUAUAUAUGUGUUCUGAAGAAGUAAAGUUAUUACAUAUAUAAAAACAUGAUGCUUAUUUUUAUGUCUGUACGGUUUCUAUCACAGUGUUUUAUUUAAAGUAGUUGUUCAAUAAAUGAGCACACUAAAGUGUAUUGGAUCCAAUUCAAAAUUUAUUAAACUUAAUGCCCAAGACAUUGUAGAGGAUAGAAUGCUGAAUGGAAUAUUUUAAAACUUGAAUUUAGCCUAAUAGCGCUGUGUAUACAGUGCAUAAUAAAUAUUUCUACUCAGAUGUGACAGGUUCCUUAGGAAUUUGUUUUCCCUGGGUGUUUUUCCCCAAAAGUUUUUAAUGUUGAUUAUGUAUCUUAAUUUUUAACAUUAUAAGACUAUAAAUUAAACACAUAAAAAACCAAUUUUUUGUCCUGUUGGUAAUUUUGCAUGCAGUCACAGGAAAUGUGGAAGGAAUAAGAUUUCAGCUUUGUAAGGUAAAAAGAAAUAUAUUCCAAAAUAGUUUCGUUGGUUUUUUUCAUUCUUUGUUUGUUUGUUUUUUGUUUAACCAUGAAACUGGUUUGUAAGACUGUAUAGCUUACCUGUAUUCUUACGUUAAACUUCAAACUUUUUUCAAAGCAGCGUCCCUGUUUCUUGGUGUGCAUGAAGAUAACCCAGAGAGUUGCGGAAGUCGCUAAGAGUGUGCUGGGGAUGCUCUAGGAGAAGACUGAGUGCCGCGGUGAUUCCCAGUCCAAAGGUUUUUGAUUUGCCGAGAAGAAAGCGAACCUCAUGGAUCAGAACAACAGCCUCCCACCCUAUGCCCAGGGCCUGGCCUCCCCUCAGGGUGCCAUGACUCCUGGAAUCCCUAUCUUUAGUCCGAUGAUGCCGUAUGGCACAGGACUGACUCCGCAGCCUAUUCAGAGCAGCAACAGUCUGUCUGUGUUGGAAGAGCAGCAGAGGCAGCAGCAGCAGCAGCAGCAACAGCAGCAGCAGCAGCAGCAGCAGCAGCAGCAGCAGGCGGCAGUGGCAGCCGUUCAGCAGUCGACGUCCCAGCAGGCAACCCAGGGGGCCUCCGGCCAGACACCACAGCUCUUCCACUCACAGACUCUUACGACCGCGCCCUUGCCGGGCACCACUCCGCUGUAUCCCUCCCCCAUGACGCCCAUGACCCCCAUUACCCCCGCCACGCCUGCCUCGGAGAGCUCUGGGAUUGUGCCGCAGCUGCAAAAUAUUGUAUCCACAGUGAAUCUUGGUUGUAAACUUGACCUAAAGACCAUUGCACUUCGUGCCCGGAAUGCUGAAUAUAAUCCCAAGCGGUUUGCUGCUGUAAUCAUGAGAAUAAGAGAGCCCCGGACCACUGCACUGAUAUUCAGUUCUGGGAAGAUGGUGUGCACAGGAGCCAAGAGUGAAGAACAGUCCAGACUAGCAGCAAGAAAAUAUGCCAGGGUUGUACAGAAGUUGGGUUUUCCAGCUAAGUUCUUGGACUUCAAGAUUCAGAACAUGGUGGGGAGCUGCGAUGUGAAGUUCCCUAUAAGGUUAGAAGGCCUUGUGCUUACCCACCAACAGUUCAGUAGUUAUGAGCCAGAGUUAUUUCCUGGUUUAAUCUACAGAAUGAUCAAACCGAGAAUUGUUCUCCUUAUUUUUGUUUCUGGAAAAGUUGUAUUAACAGGUGCUAAAGUCAGAGCAGAAAUUUAUGAAGCCUUUGAGAACAUCUACCCUAUUCUAAAGGGUUUCAGGAAGACAACGUAAUGGCUGUCAUGUACUCCUGCCUCCCCCACCCACUUGUUUUUUUAAAACAAAUCAGUUCUGGUACAUUUAGUGGUGUUGUGGACGGCCCCAUGUGAUGAGAGGAUGGAUGUCCGGUUGUAGGUUGCAGCACGAGGUGAAGCUCUCCUGCAUGUGUACCCCAUAGGGAUGCCAGGAAGGGGGUAUUAUUUCUACACAGAGAACACCGAAGUGUUACUGUAAGUUGCUCGAACUGUGCUGCUAUUUGGGCAGCGCUGCCCGUUUAUUUAUAUUUAGAUUUUAAACACUUACUGCUGUUGACAAGUUGGUUUAAGGGACAAAACUUUAAGUGUUAAAGCCACCUCAACAAUCGAUUGGACUUUAUUUUGUUUAAUUUCUUCCCCAUAAACCACAGUUUUUAUAUUUCUACCAGAAAAGUAAAAAUCUUUUUUAAAAGUGUUGUUUUCUAAUUUGUAACUCCUAUGGGUUAUUUUUGUGCCACAUUCCGCCUUUUCAGUAUUGCAGGACAGAAUAGAAAUGUAUUAAUGAAAACAAAUGGCUGUACAUAUUUUUCUUCCUUCAGAGUACUCUGUACAAUAAAUGCUGUUUAUAAAAGUGUUAGAUUGAUGUUAUAAAUGAAACUUUGUAAGAUUCAUGUGCUCAUACUGUUUAAAAAGUCGUAUUUUAGAUACAAUGCCUGAAACCAUUUCGGUGUGUUUGCUUGCUUGCUUGCUUGUUGUUUGUUUCAAUCAACAUUUCAUUGUAUGUUGCAGUGAAAAUGGAAGAAUUGUCUGAAAAUUUUAAGUUGCUCACAAAACGUGUUUAUUACGUCCCAUACAUUGAGCACCUCCCGUUUCCCAGAUACGUUGCCUUCUCACAAAAGCUGCAGUUAGGUUUUGUUCCUCUUUCACAAGUAGGGCAAGGUAGGCCCCAGCUCAGGGUCUGCCCAAGGUUACAGAGCCCGUAAGUGGCAAACACGGGCUCUAAGCCAAAGGCCUUCAGUGUUAGAGCUGGGGUCGUCCACCGACUGGUGAGGUGUGUAUCUGUUUUUCUCAUGAAUAUCAGGUGAGCAUGUGUAAGUUCUUGGGGUUCAUUGUUCGGGUGCGUGUUUUUCUUUUUAAUUGUAAAAAUAUUUUUUCAGACGGCUCAGCGGUAUACAACCAGGAAGUUUCUUCCUUCCUCUCCCUUCUGUCUGUUUCCCCAGGUUAAGUACCGGAUUGGUGGGUACCUCCCCAGCCCUCUUCUGUUCAGAUUUUUUCCUUUGGGGGUGCUUUUGUUAUCAUAUUGAAAAAAUAGUAAAGCAUAUGUUUGAUUUUAUAGCUUCCUUUUUUUAGUCACUAUAUCAUACACAUUUUUCCAUGACAAACAUACUGCCAUGAAAUGGAAUCUGAUGGUGCCACAUGAUAUAAUCUGAUGGUGUAAUCUGAUGGUUACACAAGUUUAUGUAUUUAACCAUUUCCGUAAUUAUGGUCAUUUAUGUUAUCUGUGGUGUUUCACUAUUAUAAACAGGUGCUGCAGGGAACAUCCUUUUAUGUGUAUUUGUGGAUAAGUACAGGUAUUUCUGUAGUAACAUGCCUAGAAGAGGAGUCACUGCAUUAAGAGCAUUUAUACAUCCUAGGUUUUGAUAGAUCCAUACCAGAUUACACUCCAGAGAGAACAUGGUGUAUGAAGGGCCCUUUUCUUGCAUUUUCCAAUCAUUAGUGAUGUCAGUAAUGUAUGGAUGAAUUGGAAAGACAUCAGUCCAAUAUGAUCUCCUUCUAUUCAAGAAAGAAUUGUUUCCCCACGUGUGAGUCUUCUCUUAGGUUCUUCAGUAAAGUUUCGUAAUUUUUUUCAUAUAGGGCUUUACAUUACAUAAAAGUUAAUUCCUAAGUAUUUUAGUUUGUUAUUAAUGGCAUUUUUCAUAACACUUUAAAAUUAUUGGUGAGAUUUAUUUCCAGUCACUUUACUGAAUUCUUGUUACUCCGUAUGCUCCAGUCCAGCCACACCACCCACCCCAAUAGCCAUUAUCCUUUUACAGUGGUUACCUAAACACCAAUAUAGGUCACUCUUCCAUUUUAAUAAAUUGAUGUUGUUAUGUCUGUUUUAUUCCUUAAGCUCCCCUGCCAUCUCAUUUAAGGAAAUUUAUAGGCUGUUUGGCUAGUAGUUUCUUAGUCUGUCUUGCUAUUUGCAAACUCAGGAAGGUGCAGCCAGCGUAUUCCUCUGUUCUCUGCAUUUCGUGCCGGUGGCUGACUGCAUCUAAAGGCUUGAUCCCUUUGUAAAGACUGUAAGUAGUGUUUGUUAGGAAUUUAACGUCUGAUUGUCAUCUCCUGAUUGAUCCACUAAUUCAUUAGUGGGUUGCAAAAGAUAAAAUUCUAAUUAUUUUUUUCAUGA
This is a messenger RNA of Balaenoptera musculus (blue whale), 4802 nucleotides long. It is a transcript of the gene TBP, whose product is annotated as TATA-box binding protein. The record is from RefSeq and is a predicted model, not a curated record. The coding region runs from base 1497 to 2456 and encodes 319 amino acids. Gene Ontology annotation, molecular function: DNA binding; RNA polymerase II general transcription initiation factor activity. NCBI's taxonomy places the organism in Eukaryota, Metazoa, Chordata, Mammalia, Artiodactyla, Balaenopteridae. The transcript is spliced from 9 exons. Gene Ontology annotation, biological process: DNA-templated transcription initiation.